Kwoniella shivajii is the source of this 837-nucleotide messenger RNA. Its product is annotated as YggS family pyridoxal phosphate enzyme. Lineage: Eukaryota; Fungi; Basidiomycota; Tremellomycetes; Tremellales; Cryptococcaceae. The coding region runs from base 1 to 837 and encodes 278 amino acids. The transcript has 4 exons. The record is from RefSeq and is a predicted model, not a curated record. Gene Ontology annotation, molecular function: pyridoxal phosphate binding. Gene Ontology annotation, cellular component: intracellular anatomical structure.
AUGUCCGAAUCAAUGUCACUUGAAUACGCUCCCGAUCGAGCCGAAGAGCUGAAAGAGAAUAUCGAAUCUGUACAAGCUGAAAUUGAUCAAGCUGCAUCAGGUAGCGGAUCAAAACCUCAACUAGUCGCUAUAUCCAAAAUCAAACCUGCGUCAGAUAUCAAAGCUUUGUACGAUGCCGGAUAUAGACAUUUCGGAGAGAACUAUAUUCAGGAAAUGGUAGACAAAGCUGCUGUACUUCCAGACGAUAUCAAAUGGCAUUUCGUAGGCUCACUUCAAAGUAAUAAAUCAAAACUUGCAGCUUCUGUACCAAAUUUACAUGUAUUGGAAACGUUAUCUUCAAUAAAAGUAGCUGAUCUACUUCAAAAAUCCAUACCUGAAGAUCGUUCAAACAAAUUAAACGUCUACAUUCAAAUAAACACUUCUAACGAAGAGUCGAAAUCCGGUUUACCUUCAUUAUCCUCUUCCUCUCCAGCAGCAGAAACCGAAAAUAACGAGAAAAAAAAUGAAUUGGUCGAUUUAGCUAUACAUAUAAUUGAAAAAUGUGAUAAAUUGAACCUAUUAGGUUUGAUGACUAUCGGUUCAAUUGAUUCAAGUCACGAUUCCGCUUCUUCAACGAAUCCAGAUUUCGAGAAUCUUAAAUCGACAAGAAAACAAUUGUCAAAGAUUCUAAUCGAGAAAGGUAUAAAAAAUGCACCUAAUGAAGAGGAAUUGGAGUUGUCAAUGGGGAUGAGUGCAGAUUUCGUUCAGGCUGUUAAAGAGGGUAGUAACAGCGUCAGAGUGGGUACGAGGAUCUUCGGUGAAAGGGCAAAGAAAGUACCAAAGGCAGCGCCUAAUUAG